Molecule: messenger RNA, 5109 nt
Organism: Megalopta genalis
Lineage: Eukaryota; Metazoa; Arthropoda; Insecta; Hymenoptera; Halictidae
Gene: Atac3
Product: Ada2a-containing complex component 3
Biological process (GO): positive regulation of transcription by RNA polymerase II
Cellular component (GO): nucleus
Molecular function (GO): protein binding; transcription cis-regulatory region binding
Source: RefSeq, a predicted model, not a curated record
AUAUAUAUAGUAUAAUAUAACUUAUAAUAUAAACUAUUAAAAACAAAAAAUUAUUAACGCAGAUCAUUAAAAGAGAAAAGAUGUGAAUGUAUAGUGUUCUUUAACAUCUUUAGUAUUGUGUGACGAUAGCCAAGAUGUACAGUACUAUGUAACGCGUAACGAUUCACAUCGUUGUGUUGUUGCUAUUUUUGUUGUAUCGUUCUAUUUCAUUAAAAAGACAAAAAAAUAUAUGAAUAGAGUGUAAUAAACACCUACAAAAGAAAAAGGCGGAUCGGGUCAGAAAAUUGAUUCGAAAAUCUUUCGACGCUUACAAUACAUACAAAAAGUAACGUAAAUAAUAUUUGUACGAAGAUCGUUGAUCAUGUAUGCAUGAUGUAUGUAUGUACUUUCAAACAUUUACAAUGAAAAGAUUUUGUUGAUUUUGGAGGAAGCAAAGAUUGUAAUCAAGAUUCGAUUGUUUGGUAAAUAUAUUAUGUAUGUAAUGAACAAGUAUCUUGCCUGUCUGGCACGUGUUAUGAUUGAUUAUGGACUUUUUAUUAAACGGUGAAUUAUUAUAUUAUUAUAUAGGUACGUACAUACAAUAGUUUCCCUAUUGUGUACUCGGUGAACGGAUUGAAAGAGAUUUGAAUCCUGAGCUUCGGAUAGCGAAAUAAAUAAACUGCCUGUUAUUUUAUUCGUUCAUCGAUAUUAUACCAAUUAAUUGAACUACUUAUUACAUAUUUCGAAAUAUGUACAACCCCAAGAAUGCCCAAGAAGAAAAGUUUGCGACGUAACCUAACCUUUCUUAAACAUAACCAACGUACCUAACCAAUUCAAUGAAGAACAUAUUAGAUACGCGCCACCACGUGGCGCUGCGAUUCAUCAUGCGAUUGAACAUAUUUAAUCAUUACCAAAGAAGAUUUCAAGUAAAACGAUAGAAAUCUCUUUCAAAAAUACAUUAUUUCGUAGGGAAGAAACAUUUUUAAUCAGGAAAAUCAAUGUUUAUCUAUGUCAAACAUUGUUUGAAACGGUAAGAAAAAUUGCACUUAGGAAUGGCGCCAACCUGUCGCCAUUUUCAUGAAACUUUACCAAGACGGUAAAUCGAGAAGGCCGUGGGGAGGAAGAAUUCCUGAAAAAGAGUGCGUGUGUCGGAAAACUAGAGGAAAAAUCACGAAAAAGCGAGAAUAAUGAACUGGCCGUAAGUAUAUCAUCUCUCCAUGCUAUUUUUCGUCGGUUUGAUUCGUUUCAAGCACAAAACACGGGGCCUAUGGCAUGGGACUUCCGUUUAAUGAACAGGAACAGGAAGUUCCUCGCAAUCUGAAAUGGCAAAAUAAAAACAUCCUGUACCGAGGAAAAUUUCGAAAAAUAUACACGCUACAUUUCCGAGCAAGUAGACAAAAGCGAAUAGAUUGUGUUUUGAUACCAUUGAAUUCGACUCGGAUUUUAAUUUUUUCCGACCUACUUUCGAUUCCGGUGGCUCAAGGUCGAGCAACACCAACGGAACUGCACAGAGUGAAAAAUGGAACGGUCACAGCUAGUCCUAUUUACUUUGAAAAAAGCCCAAUCGAUAACAAUUGUUAUGGAUCAUUUGAUUUUAGUGUGCACCAAAAAGAACGGGAUUGAGUUUAAUACACAAACAUGCAAGCUGCAAGUAUUUGCACUAAUGAUAUUGAGGGUCUGGACACAGAUACCCUUAUACCUGUUGAAAUCCUUGAUGUGUCUCAUCGUGUAAGAUCUCAAGAUGCCAUAUCGAUAGUGGAAUUAGGGAAACAGUUGCUUUUUAGUGCAAAGUAUGGGGACACGGAUACUGUUCGUGAUCUUAUGUGCAGAGGAGCUCCUUUCACUACAGAUUGGCUGGGUACCAGCGCGUUGCACUUUGCUGCCCAGAAUAACCAUACGGACACUGCAGAAGUUUUACUGAGAGCAGGAAUUUCGAGGGAUGCGAGAACAAAAGUAGACCGAACACCUUUACAUAUGGCUGCGUACGAAGGCCAUCACCAGAUGGCCCAAUUACUUCUUAAUUAUGGUGCAGACGCCGAUAGCAGAGAUAUGUUAAAAAUGACUCCUCUGCAUUGGGCAGUUGAGAGGGAACAUAUAGAAGUAAUGCACGUUUUAUUAGAACAUGGAGCAGACGCGAAUGCGACUAGCAAAUUUGACAAGACUCCGAUUAGUCUUGCGCUGGAACACGAUAGAUUAGAUUUGGUAGAUAUACUGCAACAAGAAAGAGAGAUUGUCGGCGUUAGAGCUCAUCAACAAAAUCAAGCGAAUACGGCAGAACUCGAAGUAGCAACUCAUAAUUUAAUACAAUUAGAAUCCGAAAGAGACGAGGAACAACAGAAAUUUGAAUUAUUACAACAGGAGUCCCAACCGAGAAGAAAAAUUACUCAUGUUGGGAAAAAACAACGAAUGCUUUUUCAACAAAUUCACGUUGGACCGAACACCGAUGACGAUCAGGACAAAGAGGUUGAAGAUGCGGAUGAAAUUACUAAUGCGAAUAAUCCAAACAAUGCUAGAAAACGUAAAGAUAUUCCAGUUGUUGGGGGACUGAAUAAACAGUUUAGGUUACUAGAAGCGCAUGGGAUCACAAUGAUACCCGUGGAUAAUAAUUCUUCUAUCGUGGAGAAUGCAAUGGAAAGUGGAAGAACGGUCGUUUUGACUGGAGUGAAACGACUUCAAGUAGCUGGAAAAAAAGGAACUUCGAGGAAAGUGAUAGCAAUUAGAGCAGAUCAAAUAUUGAAUCACGCUACACCUACUCUUACCUCUAGAGGGCCGAACAUAUUGAAAAGGUCUUCUGUUGAUAAUAAGCCUGGCAAAUUAUUCAUUUCAUCCAUCUCUAACGCUACACCCGUGUCAACGCCCACACAAUCGAAAAAUAUCGUUUCAUCGCCAGAGAGCAAAAUAAUUAGCGCUUCAACAAAAAUCACGGAGCCAAUAAUUUUACAGUUGGAUGACGAAAUUGAGGAAAUUAUCGAAGACGAUCAUACAGAUACCAAUGAACCGGUAAUGGAUAUUGUCCUUUUAAAUAGGCAAUUGGCCGAAGCACGAAGGCAAGCAGCAGAAUAUCGUAAACGGCUUCAAAAGAAAGAGGAGGAGGCAGAAAUUUAUAAGCAGCAACUAAAAAACAUUACAGCGCAAAGGGCAGCCAAGUGAUUUUGAUCAUGACACAUUCAACGAUCGAGUCACGUUUUACGAGUAGUCCUGCUUUUUCUACAAUAGAACAUUUUACAUAUACAAUUUUCAGUCUUGUUCAGCAGCUCGGUUGGAAAUUGCAUCUCUAUAUUUUAAGCUGUUCUUUCUUCAAUCUCUUAUUGCAAAGCAUUAUGAUAGUACUUACGCGCACUUUUUAUUAAUAACUGCUUGUUUUCUUUAAAUUUCGUUUUCUUUUCUUUUUUUUUUUUCUUUUUUGUAGAGAGCAUCUCGGAGAAUCAGCAAGAUUCUUCCACAAUUUUUUAUUUCCAUUCAUCGGGCAUAAUUCUGUAUUAUUUAACACACAUGCAUGCUUUUUGAAAGCUGUAAAGGAUGCAUAUAAUUAUUAAGUCUAAUCUAGAUGGAAACGAAACGUAUUUUUUUUUUUUUUUUUUCUUUAAAGACAUGUAAGAACACGACAUGUUUAAUUUGCUUUCCACAUAAUGUGUCGCAUAAAAUUACAACGGAAGUCCUUCAUAUUAUAUAUAGUAUCGUUAAUUUUUGAAUCAGUUAAAAUCAAAUUUUUUGCGCCAAUUCGAUUUGAUGUUGAUACGUAAACAUGUUGCAUGAUUUCAAUGCCUUGCUAUUCAACUGUCUCUGUCUGUUAUCAAUCGGGUACUAUUAACGAGCAGUGAUUAUUAGUACUGUAUACCAAUUUUCAUAUUGACGACACGUUACAAUACCUUAAUGCAGAAGGAAGAAAAGGAGUGAAAAAUAAUAUAAAAUAGUAAGCGAUAGGUAUCGAAGGAUACAUAUUUUUAAAUUGUAUAUGAUCUAUUUUGUACAUAGUAAAUUUUUAUAUACUUCGUAAGGUUGCCUAACGAUAAAGAAUGAUUAUGCAGUAUUGAUAAAUAACUAGAAUUACAUAGAAAGAGAAGAAACUAAAUAGAUAGGAAAUUUCUAUAAAAGUUUUCAAAUUUUAUGGUCAGAAACCUUAAAGAAAUGAAUGUUUCCUAACUGUUUAUAUUUUGUAGUAAGAAAAGCGUUAAUGAAAUUUGGUAAUAAAAAAGUUUAUAGUGAAAUAUAAGAGAAUCGAGGAGUUGUAAAAUAUUGAAUCGUUCGCAACGUAAUAAUUUUUCCAUUGAAUCGGCGGAAAAAGAAAUAUUUUUUUAUAAACAGAACGUGUCCGGAAAGCAAAAUGUGGAAAGCAAAUGAUCGAAUCGAAUAGAAUACGCCUUGCAGCAGUGUAAAAUAUAAUUCAUUUAGAAAGACAGGUUCACACACGUUAUUUGGAUACUGUUAUCACACUCUGUAUAGUUUCUUACGAACAAGGUGAUUUCAUUCCAAGCGCAUCUAUGCAAUGAUUCUGGUGCGCCGAAACAAAUAUGCUCAUUCGAAAUGCGUUGUGGAAGAGAAUGCCAGGCAAGUCUCUUUGUUUUAUCUAACAGCAUGUACUGUGCUAUGUAUUCGUGCAUACCCAAUAUAUUCGAAUUUCUAGCUUAAGAAUACGAUAUACAUAUAAGCGAGAAUUAUGUAUGUACAGCAGACAAAAAAAAUCAAAGAAAAAGGAAAGUAGUCUACUCAGGUAAAAAAUGUUAUAAUGUAUAGAGUAUGAGAGGGAAUUGAACAGUGUCGAUCACCAUCAAACGCAACUAAUAAAAUAAUGCUAAGAUUUUUUCUAGUAAUAUACCCUGUAAAUACGAACAUUUAUACAUAUACCGAUAGAACAUGUUGGGAUGCAAAGUUAGAAAACUUUUAUUCGAAAAUAAACAUUUUAUAUUUCACGAAUCGUUCGUACAAUAUUAUUACACGGUUUAAUCAUAAGAAAUACUUUUCGUACCUCUUUUAUUCGAGUUUCCUGUUAUUCGAAUACGUUUAUGUAGGACAAUUGUCUGUGCAGGAAUUAAAUACACCAAAUACUUCUAAAAGAGUAGAUUUGGCAUGUAAGAUCGCCGAGAGAAAAGUUUCAAAGAAAAUUUUAAUAAAUUUUCCAGUUAAAAACUA